AUGAAACUUUCAAAAUCAGUCUUACUUUCCCUUUUGGCUAUUUCUCCAUCCAUGGUCAGUGCCAUGUUGCCCAUCCACGUGAAGAGUUUCCGUUUUAUCAAGCCAUCUUCUCCAGAAAAUGAAGCAGGUGAAAACGAAAUUUUUUACGUGAAAGGUGUGGAUUAUCAACCAGGUGGUUCUUCAGCUUAUGAUGCCGAUUCAAACAGCGACGUCCUUUCUGAUGCUGACCAAUGUGCUAGAGAUGCGUUCGUCUUUCAACAAUUAGGAAUCAACACCUUAAGAGUUUACUCUUUGAACCCAGAUGUUAACCAUGAUAAGUGUAUGACAAUCUUAAAUGACGCCGGUAUUUACGUAAUUUUAGAUGUCAACAGUGGUAAUUACGGUGAAAAUUUGAAUCGUGCUGAUCCAUCCGGUACCUACAAUGGUCAAUAUUUGACUAGAGUUUUUAAAUUCAUUGAUGCGUUCAAGAAUUAUCCAAACGUUCUUGGGUUCUUUUCUGGUAAUGAAGUCAUUAAUGAUGAAUCAAAUUAUGCUUCCAUUGAUCCACCUUACAUUCGUGCUGUUCAAAGAGAUAUGAAACAAUAUAUCGCUAAACACUCUAAUAGAACUAUCCCAGUCGGUUACUCAGCCGCAGAUAAUACCGAUUUGAGAUUAGCAACUUUCAGAUAUUUACAAUGUAACUCCAUGGAUGGUAAGAACGUUAAUGAUGCCCUAGAAGAAUCUAAAUCUGAUUUCUUUGGGUUGAACAGUUACGAAUGGUGUUCUGGUACUUCUGACUGGACUUCAUCUGGUUAUGAUAAAUUAAAUUCUACGUUCAGCGAUGCAGUAAUCCCAUUGAUCUUCUCCGAAUACGGUUGUAACAAAAAUACUCCUAGAACUUUUGAUGAAGUUACUGACGGGUUAUAUUCCAAUGAUGGGUUAGCAGGUCUUUUCUCAGGUGGUCUCGUUUAUGAAUUCGCUGAAGAAGCUAACAAUUACGGGUUAGUGGAAGUUGAUGAUUCUGAUGGUUCCAUUCAAUACAAGAAAGAUUUUGAUAACUUGAAGUCACGUUACAAUAAAUUAGAUUUACCAACAACAAAGGAGUCUGAUGUAAAGAACAACACAAUUUAUAAGUGCGAUGCCUCCAAAAUUUCCAGUGCUUAUUCCGAUUUUGGGUCCAAGAACUUUACCAUUCCUGAUCAGCCAUCUGAUGUUGCUAAAAUGAUUAAAUACGGUGUCAAUGGUACCAACACAGGGUCUAUCCUUUCCGAUUACACUGUUCCAACUUCAUUUAACUAUACCAUUAAGGACUCCAAUGGUGAUGAAGUUUCUGCCACCUUGACUUAUGCUUCUAGUAAUCUAGUCAACAAUUUAAAGGGUGUCAGUACAGCUGUUGCAUCUUCAACAUCUACCACUUCUUCCUCAGAAUCGAAGACCUCAAGUGCUUCAUCUACUACUUCAAGCUCUUCUAAGAGUAAGGGUGCCGCUGAAAUGGUUAACGUCCCAUUUGUUCAAACUGGGUUGAUGGCCUUAAUAACUGGUUUGUUGAGUGCCUUGAUUUAG
Messenger RNA from Naumovozyma castellii, 1542 nucleotides. RefSeq names its product putative 1,3-beta-glucanosyltransferase (gene GAS3). Bases 1 to 1542 code for a protein of 513 amino acids. Lineage: Eukaryota; Fungi; Ascomycota; Saccharomycetes; Saccharomycetales; Saccharomycetaceae. The transcript has a single exon. The record is from RefSeq and is a predicted model, not a curated record.